GUAUAGAACUUUCCAUUGAAUUAAAGAAUGAAUUAUAGCGCCCCCUGCUGUUGCAUACCGUGGAUAAGCCAUGUUCACAUUACAAAUAUGUAUUAUCAUCAUCAUCAUCAUCAUCAUCAUCAUCAACUCGUUUAAUUUAAGAAAGCUCAUGAAUUUGUGUAGUGCUUGUGCUACUUUCGCUUUUGUUAUCCUCUGCCCCUUUAAAAGGAAGGCACGUGGUUGUUCCAUACGUCCGGUUACUGUGACAACAAUUAUUAACCAUAUGUGAAAUGUUCCAGAAUGCCGCUUCAAAAGACAUUUGAAUUUAAGCAGCUGUUUCGGAAGGGCGCGUGCUGUAAGACUGGAAGCGUCGACUGGUUUGCAUGGAACACACAGCAGACAGACCUCAGCCUGCGCUUUGUCGACUGAGCGCUAGCUCACCACAGCUUCGAGGCUUUUAAAUACGAUGGAUGAGUCCGGUUUAGUCUCACUCAAAGAAGCAACUUCAGCUCAGGUACUGGAAGAGCCGGAGGCCACAAAAUGUCAGGACAUUUGCCAUCAGUUUGGGUUUAUUCGCAGAGUAAAAGGAGAUGGAAACUGUUUUUACAGAGCCUUUUGCUUCCGACUUGUAGAAACACUGGUGCACAAUGAAAGUGCCAUGAAAAGAAUUAAGGACAAACUGUUGAGAAGUCAUGAAGAACUUCUAAAAGCAGGAUUUGAUGAAAAUGAGUUUAAAGAUCUCCUCAGCACUUUUCUCAGGGUACUGGAUCAGCUAGAAGCAGAUGAUCGUGAGGAGACCCUUUUGGGGUUUUUCAAUGAUCAGGCUACCUCAGACAGCAUGGUGAAGUACUUGAGGCUCCUCACAUCAGCACAUUUGCAGAAUCAUGCGGAUUUCUUCCAGCACUUUGUGGAGGCCCCCAGCCUGAAAGCUUACUGUACUCAGGAAGUGGAAGCCAUGGCAAUGGAGUGCGACCAUGUGGAGAUCCUGGCUUUGUCUGAAACGCUGGAUAUUAGUGUGUGUAUUAUAUCUAUGGACGGCAGCAACAGCCACCCCGUAUACCACACCAUUCCAGAAGGAUCUCAACCUUCUUUAUAUCUUCUCUACAAGACAUCACACUAUGACAUUCUCUACAAGUGUAGAGAACAUUAAAAAGGAUCUUGGAUCAGAUUUCCACA
Pygocentrus nattereri (red-bellied piranha) is the source of this 1155-nucleotide messenger RNA. RefSeq names its product ubiquitin thioesterase OTUB2. The transcript has 6 exons. NCBI's taxonomy places the organism in Eukaryota, Metazoa, Chordata, Actinopteri, Characiformes, Serrasalmidae. The record is from RefSeq and is a predicted model, not a curated record. Gene Ontology annotation, cellular component: nucleus. The coding region runs from base 446 to 1129 and encodes 227 amino acids. Gene Ontology annotation, molecular function: cysteine-type deubiquitinase activity; ubiquitin binding. Gene Ontology annotation, biological process: protein K48-linked deubiquitination; negative regulation of double-strand break repair.